AUGUGCAAUGUGGAACAUAACCAUGUAUCCUUCUUUUUCCUCACCCCAACCUUCCCACAUUCACCAGGCUCAAGCUUCCCUGUAUGUACCUGUCCACCAGGCUACAUAGGCAAUGGUUAUGGGCCAACAGGUUGCACCCAGACCAGCAACAUAUGUCAGAGCAACAACCCUUGUGUCAAUGGACAGUGUGUGGCCACCACCUCAGCUCCUGGCUACAUCUGCAAUUGCAAUUCUGGCUGGCAAGGAGUAAACUGUGACCAGAACAUCAAUGAAUGCUCAAGCAAUCCCUGUCAAAAUGGAGGAACCUGCACAGACGGCAUCAAUGGAUUCACAUGUACUUGCACUGCCGAGUGGACCGGCCCACUCUGCCAGACCGCACAGCAAGAGUGUGGAGGUUACCUCACUGGCCCUGCAGGUUCCUUCAGUUAUCCCAACAUUCCCGGUCAUGAGGAGUACGAUCACCAGGUCUCUUGUGCGUGGGUGAUCCGCGUUGAUCCAAACAAGAUUUUGCGUAUUACGUUUCCUUUCUUUCAUCUGGAGAACAGCGCCAACUGCAACUAUGACUUCCUUCAGAUUCAUGAUGGGGACAGCGCUUCCGCUUACAUGAUCGGAAAAUACUGUGGCCAAAAUAACCCGCCGGAGCUCUACAGCUCCCACAAUUCCUUAUAUUUCUGGUUUCGCUCUGACCACUCUGUCAACAGUGAUGGCUUCACA
Molecule: messenger RNA, 714 nt
Organism: Lates calcarifer (barramundi perch)
Lineage: Eukaryota; Metazoa; Chordata; Actinopteri; Centropomidae
Product: cubilin-like
Exons: 4
Molecular function (GO): calcium ion binding
Source: RefSeq, a predicted model, not a curated record